GCCGAGGGCGAGCGAGCAGUGCAGACACAGAGCAGCAGCAGAGAGAGAGUCCUAGUAGUCCUCUAGAUUAAAAAAAAUGGGACCAUCUCCAUCGAAACCUGUUAUCAGGAGAUGGAGGGAAAUCCCACAGACGCAACGAGACAUGCUGGCGUACCUAAGAAGGUAUAGAAUCUGUAACGACAUCACAGAGCUCCGUUUUCUCCUGUAUGGACCAGUAGGAGCAGGAAAGUCCAGCACCAUUAACACCAUCAAAAGCAUUUUUGAAGAACGACAGUUCAUUACUUGCUUAGUCUCUACAGAGACAACCGCCAGUCACACUAUAGACUUCCAGAAAUUCACCGUGGGGAGUGAGAAAUCUGGACGUACACCUAUUGCCUUCUACGAUGUGAUGGGUCUAGAAGAGGGACAAAUACAAGGGGUGCACACUGAUGACAUCAUUAAAGCUUUAAAAGGCAACAUACGAAAUGGCUACAAAUUCCAGCGCACUCCGAUUUCUGAAGACAGUGACUAUUACAACAAAGAUCCAACGCUGAAUGAUAAGAUUCAUUGUCUGGUCAGCGUUCUUCCAGCAGAUAAGAUAAGACUAACGAGUGAUGCCGUCAUUGACAAAAUGAGGAUCGUCAGAAGAGCAGCAAGUGCAUUAGGAAUCCCUCAGAUGGUUUUGCUGACCAGAGUGGACAAGACAUGUGAAAUUGUAAAGGAAAGUGUAAACAAGGUCUACCAAAGCAAGAAGAUCAAGGAAAAAAUGCAGGAGUGCAGUAACAAGCUGGGAGUUCCUAUGAACUGCAUCUUCCCUGUUCAGAACUACUACGAGGAGACUCACCUGAGGCCGGACAUCAACCGCCUAAUGCUGGACACUCUAAUACAGCUGGUUCAUUCAGCUAGUGACUUUGUGGAGAGGCAAACAGAAACUACUGGCAACCAGAAACUCGUAGAAUAAUUAUUCUGAGUUCAGACGUCUGCACUUAGUGUGAACUCACGAGACGAAGCAACGUUUGCAAAGGCAGAUAUUUCCACUGUGCAGCUCUCAGAGGUGCUGGAUGUGCUGGAUCUUCACACUGAAACUACCUGUAGAGCUUUACUCACAUACAGUACUGAGUAAAAACAUCUGGAAAGCUGAGAAAUUUACAUUUACAAAGCUGUUUAUUUACACACAAACACACUAGCAGUAGCACUGAUAUAAACGAAGGCAACAGGAAAAAUGAAGAUUAAUUACAUCGUUAGUAAGUCAUUAACUGCCCAUUAUGUAAAAGCUACUGAUCUCUAAGUAUAAGUCAUUACUUAAUAACUGGUUAUGUACGUUUUUAGUUUAAUUUCUCAUUCAUUUCUACUGUCUGCUGCUUAUUAGUCUGCAAGGCCAAUGCUAAUGAAUGUUUUCUCACACAACAUGAGAACUAAGCAGUACCUAUGUGCUAACACUGGUAAUUACCUGCUGAUGCAUCGUUAUGUUGUCCUGCACUGUGGAGUCUUGUGUGGGUCACGGUCUUUGGGCUUUUCUUUCACGUCCACAUAUUUGGCUACAUCACUGUCCUCACAGCUGUCAUCACAUUUUCACCACUUAUUAGUCCUGACUUCAUACAACCAUUAAUUACUGCUGUAUCCCUCCGAAUGAUCAUCUUCAUCACUACAAAGUAAUUACAUUAUUAAUACAAAUCAGCCUGUAAUCACUUCACUGUGAAUCACUGUAGAGUGUUAAUGUGUGAGUUUGCCUCAUAAAUAGCAGUAAACAUCAUCACUUUACUGAGAGCUACAAAAAGUCAUAGUUAGUAAAAAUAAAUCAGUAGAUUAAUUAACAGAAAAUGAAUUAGCUGUCAUGUUCCUUUAUUAUAUGUAUUAACACUGUAAUAGACAGCAGUUAGUACACAGUUGAUGAUGCUGUGAAUCUUUAAGCACCUCACAAUUCGAUUAGAUUACGAUUCAGAAGCCGUGAUGCGACUGUUAAAUGAUUAUCGGUGCAUCUUUAUUUUUUUUAA
Molecule: messenger RNA, 1973 nt
Organism: Pygocentrus nattereri (red-bellied piranha)
Lineage: Eukaryota; Metazoa; Chordata; Actinopteri; Characiformes; Serrasalmidae
Product: interferon-induced protein 44-like
Exons: 8
Coding region: 77-940 (287 amino acids)
Source: RefSeq, a predicted model, not a curated record